AUGGGACCAGGGGUGGUGGCUGCAAGGGUGGCUGCAAGGGCGCUUUUUGACGGUGCUUGGAAACCGAAGUCAACGCUAGGGCCGUCGCAACCAUGCCAUAACUGCGUUUCAAGGGGCCAUGAUGACCUAUGCGUAUUCGCCAAUGGCAAAACCCCAAGGUCCAAUGCCAUGCAGACUCAGGGGAUGGAGUGUCGCCUGCAUCGCUUGGAAGAGCUAGUCGCCUCCUUUACCGCUGAACCUGGGCUGGCUUCACAGCUGCCGAAUGGCACCAAGCCUAUCGACGUGAUUAAGACGUCUUUGGACGAUGAUUCGAGCCAGGAGGGUUCCAUUCCGGAGCUUGGAACCAUGGAGGAGAAGACACCCUAUAGAGGGAGCACCAAUUGGCAAGACGUUCUCCAAGAAAUCGUCGCGCUCAAAAACACCUGGAAUCAAUUCAAAUUCGAUAUGGAAGCGGACGAGUUGGACCAGGCUUUUGCACAGGGCCUCUCUACUCAUGAGCCAGUUAUUUCGGCCGGAAAUCCAAGAUCACUCGACAAAGCAGAACUGAUAGCUUCUCUGCCGCCGAAGCAAACUACUGACCAGUUUGUUAAUAAAUUUUUCGAUCCCAAUGACCCUGCCCCUCCCCUACUCGUGAUACACGAACCGACAUUCCGCAAACAAUAUGAGGAACACUGGAGGAAUCCUGAUAGAACAGAUGUGGCUUGGCUCGGACUUUUGUUUUCUAUGUUGUGGAUGACAGUCCAGUCCGAAAUUGAAAGCCCAAAAGAUGCAGCUCAGUAUAUGGGCGUUGGAGAAUCCCUUGCUGAUCUUUUUCGAACACGGACAGCGCAGUGUCUUAUGCAUGCGAAUAUCACACGGAGCGAGCCGCAUGUCAUAGAGACAAUGUGUUUCCAAGCCCUUGCUGAAUAUAUGCGCCGAAAAGAUAUUGAGUCUGGCGUUUGGAUGGCACUUGGUCAGAUCGUGCGUGCGGCAAUGCGCAUGGGCUUCCAUCGUGAUCCGUCUCACUACCCGAAGGCAUUCUCCCCUUUCCAAGGCGAGAUGCGGCGACGCAUCUGGGCUUUCAUCUGUCAGGCUGAUCACGUUUGCUCGUUCCAUAUAGGGUUACCAAGCAUGAUUUCAUCGGCCAUCUCUGACACAGCGACGCCAUCGAAUUUACAUGAUUGGGAGCUGACUGAGGGUAUGGCUAAACUUCCUCCGUCAAGACCAAUGUCGGAGGUUACUGGUAUCACUUACAUGGUGACGAAAUCGCAAAUUCUCCAAACAGUUGGGAGAAUCGGGGAGUUCUUGUACAACACGAAGCAAAUGUCAUAUGACCGCGUUCUUCAGCUUGACCAGGAAUUGUUCCAAGUUGUCAGGGACAUACCGGAACCGUUUAGAAUGACAAAUUGGAACGCUGCUGAAACUGAAUCUCUCUUCAAGUCCAUGCAGAGGGUUCAUGUUGGCAUUCUAUACAGUGAGGGAAUGUGCGCUCUUCACCGAAAAUAUAUCAGCGCAGCACGAAAGGAUCAGAAGUUUGCAUUGUCUCGCCAGAGAUGUCUUCAAUCCGCAAUUACCCUCAUUGACCUUCAAACCGGUCUUCAGAGGCUUUUAAAACCUGGCCACCAUCUAGAACAGAGCCGAUGGUGCCUCGCGCCGGUAGCUAACUCUUCCUUCCGACUUGCAAUCAUGAUUGUUUGUCUGGAUCUGCAACAGGAUGGAGAUGUGCAAUCUGAGUCUAUCGAAGCCGAUGACGUUUUGAUUGGUAUUAAUCGAGCGGACCGGAUGAAAAAGGUUGAGGGUGCUUGGGAUACUUGGAUGAAUCUCGGUGAUACCACGGCAGAAGGCCAAAAGUUCCAUCGAGUAUUUGCAGCCGUACUCCAAAAGCUCCGUUCCGAACGAAAAGGCGGUCCAUGUGGUGGUUUGCCUCCAUCGAAGACGCCUGGUGCAUUGGCCUACACCCCUCCGCAAGAUUUUUCCCCUGGUAUGGGAAGUGAAGGAGCGGGUAGUUCCAUUCCAAGUUCCGUUGCAUACGCACCUGGGUUCGACGAUCAUUCUUCGUCGAGCGCAUAUACCGAGCCCACACCUCCGCCUGUGGGCGCUCCAGAGUUUUACACGGAAGUCCCGGAUCUUUUGGACACGAAUAACUGGGACACUCUGUUCCAAGAGUAUGGCUUUGAGAAUCCAAAUCUACUAUACAAUCUUGAUUACGAUCCAAUUACAACUCAUUCAUUUUGA
Histoplasma mississippiense is the source of this 2214-nucleotide messenger RNA. RefSeq lists its product with no specific name. The record is from RefSeq and is a predicted model, not a curated record. The coding region runs from base 1 to 2214 and encodes 737 amino acids. Gene Ontology annotation, cellular component: nucleus. Gene Ontology annotation, molecular function: zinc ion binding; DNA binding. The transcript is spliced from 6 exons. Gene Ontology annotation, biological process: DNA-templated transcription. Lineage: Eukaryota; Fungi; Ascomycota; Eurotiomycetes; Onygenales; Ajellomycetaceae.